Molecule: messenger RNA, 2363 nt
Organism: Prionailurus viverrinus (fishing cat)
Lineage: Eukaryota; Metazoa; Chordata; Mammalia; Carnivora; Felidae
Gene: MRPL54
Product: mitochondrial ribosomal protein L54
Exons: 3
Coding region: 460-876 (138 amino acids)
Cellular component (GO): mitochondrial large ribosomal subunit
Molecular function (GO): structural constituent of ribosome
Source: RefSeq, a predicted model, not a curated record
GGGAGGAGGGAUGGCGCGUCCUGGCAUAACUUUCCCUCCCUGAGCUUCGCUUCCGCAAUUAUAAACUGGGGAUAAUAGUAGCAGCUACGUGCUACUGGUGAGGAUUAAACGAGAUCGAGCUGGCUACAGAUUUAGCAAAAGGGCUGGAGGAUAAUGAGGCUAUUGAGUAUUAGCCAAUUACUUUUAGGUUUUCAGUAAUUGCCCAUUGAAUAGAAUCAGGAAUGCAUAAGGUGUGAUCUUUAAGUGGUAAGUAACCAAAGAAGGGCAAUAAGUAAAUGAAAUCUCUUUGGAAAGUCCCCUCACACGGUAACUGAAGACCCCUGUAAAAGAAGUCACGGUGAAUGGCUAACGGUGGAGUACUACAUUUCCCAGAAAUCUCUAGGAGCCUACAACUCCCAAGGACCCCUUAGCCGCUGUCGUCUCCCGGAAAAGUGCACGUGCGGACAGCCGGCAUACGCCAUGGCGGCCAGAUGCCUCUUCGGGGCUACGCGGACCUGGGCCAGCUGGUCGGCCCGGGAGCUCCCGGUCCCUGUCGAGCCUGGAAGACUCCUUGUACGGGGUUACGCCAAGAGACCGGUCAUGAAGGGGGGCAAAGGAGGCAAAGGUGGUGUGGUCAGCGAGGCCCUGAAGGACCCAGACGUAUGUACGGACCCUGUCCGACUCACCACUCAUGCCAUGGGCGUCAACAUCUACAAGGAGGGCCAGGACGUGGUCCUGAAGCCAGACGAGGAGUACCCUGAGUGGCUGUUCCAGAUGAACGUGGGCCCCCCCAAGAAGCUGGAGGAGCUGGACCCCGAGACCCGGGAGUACUGGCGGCUGCUGCGGAAACACAACAUCUGGCGUCACAACCGAUUGAGCAAGAACCGGAAGUUCUAGCAGGGGAAGGCCCCGGGGCCGCCCUGACCCAUCAGGGACCUCACCAGGCCCUGCAGGAGGACCCCGGAGGCACACAGCGCCUUCCCCAUCCUGCCCCCACAGAAGACUCUAUCUGCCUGGAGAAAAGAGUUUUCUGAGAACAGAGGAGGCCCCUCACCUGGUGCCUGGUUGGUCCCCAGAGUGAGUCUGGACCAGGGCCCUGGGGGUCCUCGCGGGCCCUGGGUGCUGCUGGGUGCCCUCUGCUGCCGGAGCCGGGAGGGAGGCUGGGGCGGGGUGGGGGGGGGGGGCGACUCAGGCCCCGUGGUUCCGUGGCUGCAGCCUCCCCCUGGGCAGUUGCUGUCCAUCUUCGGGAUUUCUCACGCCACCCAAGAGGCCCCAGCUCGUCUUCCAGGAGGAGGUGUUUUUAGACCCACCUCUCUUGGUUGCAAGGGACUCAACCCUUCUCCGUGCCACCCGGACCGUAAGCGUCUUUGUGGCCUUCGGAAGCCGAAGUGUCUGGGGCGGGCUCGGCCCUGAGGCAUGCUGGCCUCGGGGACUUCAGUGUCCAGGUGUGUGGCUCUGUCUCUGGGUCCUUGUAGCCCCAGGGACUAGUUCUCUUGGACAAGUGUGGCCCCAGGACUCCCGGCUGAAGCCCCCUACCUAGUUUAGCAAGCCCAGCCAGAGGGAAGGGACUUGGUUUUCCUUCUUUGGCCAGAGUCAUGUGUCGUCUGCAUGGGCCGGUCAUUUGAAAUAGCCCGGGGACCUGGGCCUCACCACCAUCCUCCCGUCCACCCGUCUGGUACCCGGGUCUCGGUCUCCCCCACCCCCUCCCUCACCUUCACCCCCGCAGGAGACGCAUCCCGGAAUCUUGCAUUAAGACCCUGCGAACCUGACCCACAGACCUGAGUGAGAACCCCGGCUCCCAGCAGUCCUAACUCCUGCCCUGCCUGGGACCCAGGGCUGAGGCUGGGGCUUGCAGGGGGUGGAGUGGGGGAUGGGAUGAGGGCACCCCCUGGGGGCCGGACCAGGGGCCCUCGGGGCUCCUCUGCUUGUGUGGCUGGGUGGGCGGGGCUGGGGACUAAUUCCGUCUAGUCCCAGGAAAAUGGGAGUCCUCAUCCUCUUAGGAAGACUCUGCCCAAGCAGAUUACUUGCCCUCCCCGUGGCCCGCCCAGAGCAGGCGGAGGGUCCCAACCCUCCCGUGGAUCCCCUUGGCUCUCGGUGUGAAAACAAAGGUGUAACGGCUACAAGGCCUUGCCACACCUGCCUCCUGUCACCUCCCUGCGGGCACCUCGCUGCUCCAGCCACAGGGGCCUCCUGGUGGUUCCUCCCUCGUGCCAACCCCGGUCCUGCCCCAGAGCCUUUGCGUGUGCUGUUCCCGCUGCCUGGGUGGCUCCCCCCCCCCCAAGGUGUUCCCAUGGCUCCCUCUUUUACCUCCUCCAGUUCCGUGAUGUCACGUCUGAGCGGCUCCCCGACCGCCCUGUCCAAUUACAGUUGCUGCAUGCACUCGA